Molecule: messenger RNA, 2166 nt
Organism: Rhinichthys klamathensis goyatoka
Lineage: Eukaryota; Metazoa; Chordata; Actinopteri; Cypriniformes; Leuciscidae
Product: interleukin-17 receptor A
Exons: 10
Coding region: 152-2110 (652 amino acids)
Molecular function (GO): interleukin-17 receptor activity
Source: RefSeq, a predicted model, not a curated record
UUUCCUCUGAAUACAGAUAGAAUUUGAUAAACCAUAAGAGGAUGUUCAAAUCUGUUCCACCGGCACUUGUUUGUCUGGUGCAGUACCAGACAAAAACAUAACUACAAUGAGUAAGAUUUUUCUCUUUCUGUUCAUUCUUUCAUGCAUCAUAAUGAAAAUCUCACCCCUACAUCUCAUUGAACUCCCUCCGAUGGAAUGUUCUCAAGAGAGGGUAGAUUGCAAGGUUCAAGUAGGUAACUGUUCAGAUGAGGAUUGGAGGAUGCCAAGGUAUGAAGCCCCACGUUCUCCUGUUGUAACCGCAAAUGUAAAAGCCAAGAGGGAUGAGAGUGGACAGUUUGUGCCAAUUAUAUACCUUACAUGGAUCCAAUUACCCGACAGUGCCAUAUUCUCCCUCAAAGGGACUGAAGUGCGUGUGGUUGAAAUGGCCACAAAGCACAGCGUUUGUGUUCGUUACAUUUUUCGCAACAGACUGUUGGGGACAAAAAACCCAAGAUGGGGCAUGUGGACUUUUUCUUUGGACCGAAUUGUUGUCAUACCUAACUUCAAAUACCAGGUUUUUGUAACCAAUUUACCAAGGCCAGACAUAGGUAGUUAUACAAAUAUAACCAACAUCACAAUUCCAGAGAGCAUUUGGAAUAAGGAGGUAAAAUGGUCAGUGAGAAAAUCUAAGAAAGAUGACUUGGUGAUAACCGUAGAAUUCAAACCACAUGAGUUCUCUGACCAAUACAAAGUCUCCAUCUCCAGUCCUGACCUUCACCCAGAAUCAUCUCACAUUGUCAUAAAGGACAACAAGACAUUUCUAAUGGUUAAUUUCACACUGGAAGCAUGGUGGAUAACUCACUGUAGUUUGGACUUGGUGAUUCAGCCACUGUCUGUUCAAAGCAUGAAGAACUGUCUGGAUUACAGAGAGAAAGUUAAUAUCUGUCCCUUUCUUCCAGAUUCUCCUGUUGCUUUUAUUACUUUGGUGAUACUGGGACUGAUACUGGGACUGAUACUGGGACUGUUGUUAGGGAUAUUGACAGCAGUUGGUUGCUGUGUUGCAUUUUUGCAGAACAAGGACUCACAUAAAGAAACGCCGUCCUCAGACAUCUCUACCUGUGCAAAGGGUAAACUGGAGUGGAAUCCCGUUCAAGAGCACAAGAGAGUCAUCAUCAUCUACUCUCUGGACCACCCCCUGUACAAAGAGAUCAUUUUGAAGUUAUGUGCCUUCCUGAGGGCUAAAUGUGGCACAGACGUCACUCUGGAUCUCCUGGACUCCGCCUGGCUCAGCACAAUUGGCAGAAUUCAGUGGCUAGAUACGCAAAGGGAACGAAUCUCCAAGUCCUCAGACAAAGUCCUGAUCCUGUGCUCUCCAGGCGUACAAGCGAAGUGGAAGGCCAUGUGCGGUGAGCGCAAAGCGAGACUGAAGGAGGAUGAACGUUCACCCAUAGGAGACAUGCUCACGCCAGCCCUGAGCCUCAUUAUACCGGAUUUUGUUCACGCCUCAUCCUUCCACAAGUACAUGGUGGCUUAUUUCGAUGACGUGUGCUGUGAGGGUGAUGUUCCAGCACCUUUUAACGUGGUGGUGAAGUACAAGCUCAUGAAGCACUUUGAGGAACUUUACUUCCGGAUCUUAGACAUGGAAAAACAUGAGCCAGGGCGGGUUAAAUGCAUUGAAGGCAUUAGGGUGAAUGAUUACUUCAACUGUCCCUCAGGACGAGCCCUUCGGGAUGCUAUUGAAACUUUUCACAAUUACCAGCUGAAGAAUCCAAACUGGUUUGAAAUGGAGCUUUUGGACACUGAUGAUGAAAAAGAGAAAACCAUCUUGGAGUCAAUGUUUCCUAUAAACUAUAACCCUGACACUGUAUGCUAUAAGCUGAUUGAAGAACAUAAAGCUCAUGCAUUUGUCAAUAUGAUUAAGUGUCAUGAUGAACAUUUAUUAAAGUGUUCCAUCGCAGAGACAGGCAUAUUACUGAACGAGAAUUCUUCAGUUCUUACCACAGAUGUGCACUCCAGUGGUCCGGUUCUGAGUAGCUUUACAACUAUAGAUGUGAAAGGUUUACCAGCAACCAAACCUGCUGUCGCACAACAUGCUUUAUGUUUACAGCCUCUGCAAAUCUCUUUGAAUUAAGCUUGGCAUUAUCAGACUACUGUAACUUUAUGAGUCUAAACUUUUGUCUACUGUAU